This is a messenger RNA of Juglans microcarpa x Juglans regia, 1237 nucleotides long. Its product is annotated as nuclear pore complex protein NUP98A-like. NCBI's taxonomy places the organism in Eukaryota, Viridiplantae, Streptophyta, Magnoliopsida, Fagales, Juglandaceae. The transcript is spliced from 3 exons. The coding region runs from base 173 to 1237 and encodes 354 amino acids. The record is from RefSeq and is a predicted model, not a curated record.
AGCCCAACCCCUUUUCGUUCACAAACUGGGGGUUCCACCUUUUGGGGUACAUCAACAGGAGUGUUUGGCGCAGCCCAAUCUUCUUCACCUUUCUCUUCGACAACCACUUUCGGGGCUUCAUCAUCCCCGGCUUUUGGGAGCACAGUGCCUGCUUUUGGAACAUCUUCUACUCAUGCCUUUCGUGGUUCGUCAUCAUCAUUUGGAUCCUGUCUUUGGUCAGAAGGCUUCUUUUGGAAGGUUUGGAUCCACUUCUACUCUAGCAAGUCCCUUUGGAAGCACAAAUCACCAAUCACAACCAGCAUUUGGGAGUAGCAUAUUUGGUUCCACCUCGCCAUUCGGUGCGACCAAUCAGUCUGCGUUCGGUGCAAGUAGCACCCCUGCUUUUGGUGCUACAAGCACUCUUGCAUUUGGUUCUACAAGUGCCCUUGCAUUUGGUGCUAUGAGCACCCCUGCCUUUGGUGCUACAAGCACGCCCACUUUAGGUGCUACGAGCACCCCAACUUUUGGUACAACAGCAAGCCUUGCAUUUGGUAGCACAGAGACUGCGUUUGGUGUGUCAAAUGCUCAUGUAUUUAGAUUUGGUGGAGCAUUUGGAGCAUCAAGCAGCCCUUUAUUUGUUUCCUCAAGCACUCCUACGUUUGGUACCUCAAGCACUCCAGUGUUCGGCACCUUAAGCACUCUUGCAUUUGGUGCUACAAGUGCCCCUGCAUUUAGUGCUACGAGCACCCCUGCAUUUGGUGCUACAAGCGCCCCUGCCUUUGGUGCCACAAGCAUGCCUACUUUUGGUGCUACGAGCACCCCAGCCUUUGGUACAACAGCAAGCCCUGCAUUUGGUAGCAUAGAGAUUGCGUUUGGUGUGUCAAAUGCUCCUGUAUUUGGAUCUAGUGGAGCAUUUGGAGCAUUAAGCAGCCCUUUAUUUGGUUCCUCAAGCACUCAUAUGUUUGGCACCUCAAGCACUCCAGCGUUCGACACCUCAAGUACUCCAGUGUUCGGCACCUCAAGCACUCCUGCAUUCAGCACCUCAAGCACUCCAGAGUUCGGCACAUCAAGUACUCCUACGUUUGGCACCUCAAGCACUCCUGCAUUCAGCACCUUAAGCACUCCAGCAUUCGGCACAUCAAGUACUCCUGCGUUUGGCACAUCAAGCACUCCUAUGUUUGGUACCUCAAGCACUUCAGCGUUCGGCACAUCAAGUAGUCCUGCGUUUGGCACAUCAAGCACUCCUAUCAAGGCCUGA